AUGGACGUGCCGGGGGCGAUCCAUGCGCGGUUGGCGCGGGGGGGCGACGGGACCAAGCGCGUGCUACUGCAGUUCCAAGGCAUUCCCACCACCAAGCUGCACCCUGUUGGUUACCAACGCGAUGAAGUGAAAUGCCAAGGAAACAGGUCGAGUCCCAGAGCACCAGAGGUGACGACAACAACGACAACGUCUGCUAUGUCCAAGCUGUUUCACGAAUUGGAGCUUGAAAUCAACUCGCCCGACGUGGCAGAGGACGAGCCCGUAAUCCUCGUAGAGACGCCUCAAAAACGAAAGUCCAUCACGCGACAGCUGGAAAUGAUGAUCUGUGGCGCCGCCAUCGAACUGCCGACCGACGAGUGGGGCAAUGGACGGCGACGGCGGUCGCUCAGCGAUUCAUCCAUGCUGCAGCUUGAGGAAGAGCUGCUUCGGCCGCUGGACAUCGACAGCGCGGCAGCUCACGGCCGCCGUUCCCCCGUCAAGACGGAUCAGCACCCUCUCGCCCUGGAUACCAAGGCGCCUAGCCAGCCGCAGGACGAUGGGGCUGUCAAGCGCAAACUGAAAAAAGUACCUCGGCCAAAGCUAUCGUCCGACAAACUCUGGGCUGCGUGGCGGCGCAAGACUAAAGCCUAA
This is a messenger RNA of Aphanomyces astaci, 630 nucleotides long. RefSeq lists its product as hypothetical. The record is from RefSeq and is a predicted model, not a curated record. NCBI's taxonomy places the organism in Eukaryota, Oomycota, Saprolegniomycetes, Saprolegniales, Verrucalvaceae. The transcript is spliced from 3 exons. Bases 1 to 630 code for a protein of 209 amino acids.